Necator americanus (New World hookworm) is the source of this 2382-nucleotide messenger RNA. RefSeq lists its product as uncharacterized. The coding region runs from base 1 to 2382 and encodes 793 amino acids. The transcript has 19 exons. Gene Ontology annotation, biological process: protein N-linked glycosylation; DNA repair. NCBI's taxonomy places the organism in Eukaryota, Metazoa, Nematoda, Chromadorea, Rhabditida, Ancylostomatidae. Gene Ontology annotation, molecular function: endonuclease activity; dolichyl pyrophosphate Glc1Man9GlcNAc2 alpha-1,3-glucosyltransferase activity. Gene Ontology annotation, cellular component: endoplasmic reticulum membrane. The record is from RefSeq and is a predicted model, not a curated record.
AUGUACGCGUCUAUAGCCGCCACUCAAAAUGCCUCCGGGAUUUGCCAUAAUCUAAUCGGACUAGUGGGACAACUUCUGGCCAGGUGUAGACUCAACAUGCAGGAGUAUACGCGUUUUUCUGCGUGGCAGGUAAUCUCUAUGGUCACCUCUGCACUGCUGGCUCUGAAGAUACUGCUGAUUCCUUCCUAUACUUCAACGGAUUUUGAGGUCCAUCGGAACUGGAUGGCUAUAACACACAAUUUCCCUUUAUCUAAAUGGUAUUAUGAGGCAACAUCGAAAUGGACUUUGGAUUACCCACCUUUCUUUGCGUAUUUUGAGAAGUUUUUGGCCACUAUUGCAUACUACUGUGGACUGAACGACAUCUUAACAGUACAGAAGAGUCCGGUGUACAACGAUCGAGUGCUUCAUUUUCAGCGCCUUUCAGUCAUAGCAACAGAUGUUUUGUAUAUUUUAUCCUGUGCACUAUUUUGUUUCUGUGAUUCGUCCAGAUGGAAGGUACUUCCAAAGAAAAUCGAGGACCGAUCUAGGAUAGCAACAUUCGUAAUUCUUUCAUGCAAUGCUGGUCUCCUUAUGAUCGAUAAUAUCCAUUUCCAAUACAACUCUAUGCUCACAGCUUUAUUGAUACUAUCAAUCCACUUUGCAGACACGAAAAACUAUCUUUUGUCCGCACUUUUCUACUGUACUUUAUUGAACUUCAAACAUAUUUAUCUCUACUAUGCACCCGCUUAUGUUGUAUUCUUUUUGCGAGGCUAUUUUUUCAAUACUGUGAGCGACCUUUUCAGGUUUUCUCGAACUCUAACCUCAGGUUUGAAGCUUGCAAUUGUGAUGGCUGUACCAUUUACUCUGGCAUUCAUGCCAUUCGUAAUCGUGGGUGGCCUUACAGGACUGCUACAAAUUUUAAGCAGAUUGUUUCCUGUCUCUAGAGGGCUAACUCACGCUUACUGGGCUCCCAAUUUUUGGGCUAUGUACAAUGUCAUAGAUUUGAUCCUAUACCGAGUUUUAUCUCUUUGGAAACCAACUCUAUUUACACCGCCAACAUACAGUUCUGGUCUUGUACAGGUGUAUGAUCAUUCCGUCUUGGUUACGAUCACUCCGAUAAUUUCUUUGAUGUUCGUGAUUGCUUCCCUAGCACCAUUGUUUGCUACGCUUUUCAAAAGCAAAGUGCCUGAUAUAUGCACACUGCUUUCGCUAUGUGCUUUUUCCUUCUUUUUCUACGGUUAUCAUGUUCACGAGAAGGCUUUGUUGCUGAUCGCGAUUCCGCUGGUAGUUUUAGCAUUUACGGAUCCAAAAUUCAUCCAACUGGCUGUAUUUUUCUCCAUAAUAACAUGUACAUCGUUGUUUCCACUGCUUUUUACACUUUUUGAAAUUCCGAUCAAAUACUGCCUAGCUUCUACGUAUACGUUGUUACUGCUGCAGAUGACCAGAUAUGUUUUCCAUAUCAACUUCACCUCGAUUCUUCCUACACAAGUCCUCGUUUAUGUUACUGGAUUGUUAUUGUUGGAACUGAACGCUUUAUUCAUUCACAAAGCCUUGUUUGGUGAGAAACUCGCUUUUCUACCACUGAUGAUAAUCUCGGUUUAUAGCGCAGUAGGUGUGCUGAUUUGCUAUGUCUGGUUGAUAUCGCUAGUUUUUGAUGAUGAUAUCAUGAUUAUUUUCGCAAAAAAGCGCUGUGAGCUGGUAGAGGGUUUCAUAAAAGCAGGUCAUUAUCCAGUGCAAACCGUGGAUUCAGUGGAGGAAAUAGAAUUAGUUGGUGGCAUCGACAUUUCUACAUCGAAAGCAAACCAAAACUUUGCAGUUGUUGCGUUAAGUGUUUUUGAAUACCCUAGUAUGAAGCAAGUCGCCAUUUUCGACGAUGUGGUGGUAAUAACUGAACCAUACAUCACGGAUUAUUUGGCUAUACGUGAAGCAACACCGAUCGCUAAAUUUGUAAACAAUAUUGUUGAAGAGUAUCCACACCUGCGUCCAGAUGUAAUCAUCUGUGAUGGAAAUGGACAGUUCCAUUCAAGAGGCUGUGGAUUAGCUUGUCAUAUCGGUGCUCUCACAGGAAUUCCGACGAUCGGCGUCGCUAAAAACUUCAACUUGUCCUUAUUGAAGUCGUUGGAUGCCAACGAAAGUGUAAUGAAAGCAGCAGAGGAGCUGAUCACUAGUGUUUUAUCGCAGAACUCUGACGGUUUCGCUCCAUUCGAUGUAGUUUUGCCUGUGGUUAUGAAUAUAACCCGAAUGGGAGGAUCCAAAGUCCCAGUCUAUGUAUCAGCUGGUUAUGGUAUCGAUUUAGAUUUGGCAACGAAUGUAGUGUUGUCCACUGCUAGGACCAGAAUCUGCGAACCUAUUAGGGCUGCGGAUCUGCACUCACGAGAGAAAGUACGAGAGUAUUUUGAUUGA